AUGUCAGCACCAUCGCCAUCGCAUGAAUCUUCGAAGUCACCCCAGCCCAGCUUUCAUAAUGAGACCAUGGUCAAGGUCAUCAUUGGAGGCAUGGUACUCACAUCAGCAGGGUUCGCCAUGUACACUCGUCGGACGGGGUCAAUGUUGAAACAAAUGGAGCAUGCUACCAAAAGCAAGGCCAACCGAACGCCACCUAGAAAACCUGGCCCCAUGACCGAAGCGGAAUGGGAUAAAGUGCGUCCUCGAAUGGAUAAAGACGAAUUUUUCUAA
Messenger RNA from Cylindrotheca closterium, 270 nucleotides. The record is from the annotation of a GenBank genome assembly. Lineage: Eukaryota; Bacillariophyta; Bacillariophyceae; Bacillariales; Bacillariaceae.